UUCUUCUCGCACCCUCUUUUCGUUCACUUUUGUUCCCUGAAAUCGUAGCUACUGUUCUGCACUUCGAUUUUGCAUCUGUAAACUGAAAUGCUUUCGAUUCUUUUUCUUUCGAGUUCGACGGUUGUGAUUUCAAUAACGCUACAUUCUGUUUUAUGAAGAAACCCCAAACAAAGGCCUAGUAUACCGCGGCUUAAACCAGAGUGGUCAUGGCUAUGAGAUCCGCGGCGUCGGUGGCUCUUCGGGGCCUGAGGAGGUUCUCGUCGAAAACUUCUAUUUCAGGUUCUACUCGGGCUUCGAUCAAUCAAGAGCCCAGCUCCGACCUCUUGGUUUCUGAUAUAGCUGGGACAUAUGGUCGUACAUUCCGUGAGAGGAUGACCAAUUACAUGGCUACUCUCGACAUCAAUUCACAGAUCGGAAGCUGCAUGCCGCUUUCUGCAAUGCGUAUCGGUACAAUGAUCCACAACAUCGAAAUGAAUCCGGGUCAAGGUGGGAAGCUGGUUCGAGCAGCAGGAACAUGUGCAAAGAUACUGAAAGAGCCAACAUCAAGAUACUGCUUGGUGAGGCUCCCUUCAGGUACUGAGAAGUUGAUCGAUUCUCGAUGCAGGGCGACGAUUGGUCAGGUGUCUAACCCAAGCCAUGGAACUAAGAAACUGAGAAAGGCAGGGCAGAGCCGGUGGUUGGGUCGACGACCGGUGGUUCGGGGUGUGGCGAUGAACCCGGUGGAUCAUCCUCAUGGAGGAGGUGAGGGUAGGAGCAAGAGUAGUGGGAGCUUUGGCAAAGGGUCUCGCACACCUUGGGGGAAGCCUACCAAGUCAGGUUACAAGACUGGACCUCUCAAGCGCAAGAAAUAGAACAAAUUUCCAUCUUUUUUCUAAUCUCUUUUAAAGCUAUUUUUCUUUAGGAUAAUCUGAAAAUGCUCUCUUUUUGGCCUUUUUGAUCGAGUUGAGUUACACUUUUACCCUCAAGGUCAUAUUUGCAGGAAAUUCGUAUAGAAUUUUUCCACAUUUCUGUGAAAUGAAGUGUAUGUAGUCUGUAGAACAACUGAGCCUUUGAUUUUCCCCAUGCUGAAUGAUUUUAGAUUACGUGUGGUUUAAAAUGUUGGAAAGAAAUUUUAUCA
Molecule: messenger RNA, 1117 nt
Organism: Momordica charantia (bitter melon)
Lineage: Eukaryota; Viridiplantae; Streptophyta; Magnoliopsida; Cucurbitales; Cucurbitaceae
Product: large ribosomal subunit protein uL2my, C-terminal part
Biological process (GO): mitochondrial translation
Cellular component (GO): mitochondrial large ribosomal subunit; ribosome
Molecular function (GO): transferase activity; structural constituent of ribosome; RNA binding
Source: RefSeq, a predicted model, not a curated record